AUGGACAGUUUGAGUGUGGAUGGUGAGUCGCUGCUGGGCCCUGGAGAGGGUCUGAUGCGGAUGGUUGGGAUGUGGCAGCCACAGGAAGCCUCCCGCCGCCUGCCGCCCGCCGCUCGCGCCUGUCUCACGCUCGUCUCCAUCGCUUUCCUCUCGGUUGCCCUAUUUAUCAAGCAUGGGACCACGUUCCGGCAGCUGAUACAACUGUUGGUUAAGACCAGAGUGCAGCAUAACGAAGUAGCAGGCGAUGAGUGCAAAAGACGUCGAUGCCAGAGGCAUGUGCAACGUCUAUAUUUGCUUUUAAAGGUGGCCGUCGUCGCCGGUUUGAUUGACUGGUUGUCAUCACCGCUGGUGUCCAGAGCUCUUCUGGGGGACGACGAAAGCAGCCGGCAGCUGCCGCUGCCACUCUGGUUGCCUGGUGAUGUCUACGUGUCACCCACUUACGAGAUUCUGUACGCAGUUCAGUGCGUUGCCCUGACUAUCGCGAGCAAGAAUUACGAGCAGCCUGCUAGAGCAAGAGAUCGAGGAGAACUUAGCGAGUAUCAGACAACCAAGGAAACACUGGUUUUAUCUUGUGCUAAGAUUUAUGCAGACUGUGUCUCUGAUGAACAGAUGCAUCGACAAUUGGCGAAGAACAUUCAGCAUCAUCAAAUACUUCUCAGGUCCAUCUCUAUCCUGCAGACGACAAUGAGCGUGCCAACAUUUUUCAUCCUUGCUAUCAACAUCAUUAACCUGUGCGGAAAUCUAUUUAUUUCCAUCGUGAGCGAGAAGCUGAUGCAGUCGGCUUUCAGCUGUGGCUGGACAGAGAGCGACGUCCGCCUCAGGCGCAGCCUGCUGCUCUUCAUGACGGCGACGGCGCGACCGGUCGAGAUCACAGUGGGAAAGACGACCAAGCUGUCUAAGGAGACGCUGCUCCAGAGCGAGAAACUAAUGCCGUCGGCUUUCAACUGUGACUGCACAGAGUGCGAAGUACGCUUCAGACGCAGCCUGUUCAUCUUCAUGACGGCGACAGUGGAACCUGUCGAGAUCACAGUGGGCAAGACGACCAAGCUGUCUAAGCAGACGCUGGUCCAGGUGCUAAAUGGAACGUACGGGCUGUUGAACAUGCCUUAUCAUAUCUACAGCAAUCUAUGA
Molecule: messenger RNA, 1131 nt
Organism: Schistocerca cancellata (South American locust)
Lineage: Eukaryota; Metazoa; Arthropoda; Insecta; Orthoptera; Acrididae
Product: odorant receptor 43a-like
Exons: 8
Coding region: 1-1131 (376 amino acids)
Biological process (GO): sensory perception of smell; detection of chemical stimulus involved in sensory perception of smell
Cellular component (GO): plasma membrane
Molecular function (GO): odorant binding; olfactory receptor activity
Source: RefSeq, a predicted model, not a curated record